AUUAUGCAGCGCUCGUGAACGUUCACAGUCAUUCAAAGAUUGACACCAAUAUUUUCACCUGGUCGUCAAAAAGAAACGGUUGUGUAUCGCGUACAUUUACCCGCACCGUAAAUGUGUGAAUAAAUUAAGAGACUUAAUAAAAAAGUAUUGGUGUCUUGUGCGUGCAGUGAAUUUUAAAACAAGUUUCUCAGGUUUUAUUGACGUUGCCAAAUCGAGACAGUAAUCAAGAUGACCGUGCCUCCGGCUACACAAAUCAUUAAUGUUAUUGGUAGCAAUUCUAAUGACAAAAUACAACCUUCGAAUAUGAAAGUGAUGGUGAAAUGGUGGUCUAAAAAUUUCAAAAUAAUGAUCUCGGAGUUCGUAUCCACAUUUUUACUGCUCUUUUUGGGCUGCAUGACUUGCGUACCAAUAGAUGGACAAACGGUUCAACCAAUGUACGCGCCAAUCGGCUUCGGCAUGGUCGUUUUGUUUAAUAUAACUACGUUUGGACAUAUUUCUGGAGCACACAUGAAUCCAGCCGUAACAUUAUCUGCAAUAUUGUGGGGCACGAUGUCUAUCCCUCUAGGAAUAAUGUACGUUAUUGCCCAGUGUGGAGGAGCUAUUGUCGGUUAUGGAUUAUUGCUCAGCGUGUCACCAAUAGAUUUGCUGCCAGACAGCAUUUGUACGACCGUGCCGCACCCUAACCAUUUGAUGUAUCAGGCGUUGAUUAUUGAAAUUGUAUUGUCUACGGCACUAGGAUUUAUUAACUGCGCCGUUUGGGAUCCAGUAAACAAAGAAAAACAAGAUGCUAUCCCCUUGAAAUUUGGUUUUACUAUAGCGGCUUUGUCACUGGCUGGAGGUCCUUUGACGGGAGCGAGUAUGAAUCCAGCGAGAUCACUAGCGCCCGCUUAUUGGACUGGCAACUGGAAUACACAUUGGGUGUAUUGGGUCGGUCCUAUUCUUGGAGGCGCAUUUGCGCCGAUAUUUUAUAAGUUCAUGUGGUUGGAAGACGAUGAAAAAGCGAAUCGAACACAAAUAUCAAAUGGUCAGAUAUGAUUCUGUCCAUAUAAAGAAUAAUAAUAAAAAUGUUUUAAUAAUA
Vanessa atalanta (red admiral) is the source of this 1078-nucleotide messenger RNA. RefSeq names its product aquaporin-like. Gene Ontology annotation, cellular component: plasma membrane. The record is from RefSeq and is a predicted model, not a curated record. Gene Ontology annotation, biological process: transmembrane transport. Gene Ontology annotation, molecular function: water channel activity. Lineage: Eukaryota; Metazoa; Arthropoda; Insecta; Lepidoptera; Nymphalidae. The transcript has a single exon. Bases 229 to 1035 code for a protein of 268 amino acids.